GCUCGCGGCAAGUCCCAGCGUCGCUGCCAAGAAGCGAAUGGAGGUUCGGCGUUCUCUGAACAUCGAACCCCAGGAACCUCCCACUUCCAGUCGUGCACGCAGAGGUACAGGGUACCGUCAUGCUGUGCAGAAAUGGCCAACUUCAUCGUUGACUGGACGAAGCCACAAGUUGGUCAUUCCAGCCGAGUCACCGCACAAGAAGUUUGUACUGCUCAUCGGUGACUCCCACCUUCGAAGCUUUGCUGAUGGUUUUGGGGAGAUGCCAGAGGGGGGCCUGUCCUUCGGUGUACAGUCGACACCAGGGGCCACUGCUGCUGAGCUGACGACAGAGGUGGUGCACGCUGCUUUGCCACGUACACCUGCCACUAGGGAUGCUGAGCCCUCUGCCUUGAAAAGCUCCCAGAAAGCUCCUCCCCGCAAGCAGCCCGCCUCCCCUCAUCCCCCAAGCUGCCUGGAGGGCGGGGGCAACCACGCUGCUGUUGGGACGAAAAUGGUGACUAAAACAAAAACUGUGUGCAAGUAUUGCCUUACAACUAUACCGUACAUCACGGGCAACACGACCAACAUGACCACUCAUCUCCGCCGCCAUCACCCAGACAAGUCAUCUGCGAGCGGGGCAGAGGACAAGUGUAUCGUUGCAUCCCUACCUGCCACUGUCUGUCUGCUCGCCCCCAGUAACAACCUCACGGCCAGCAGAACCAUCGAACAUGCUUCUGCAGACUUUGGCAAACUUCUUGCCAUAGUCUGCGCCAACUACAAAAACGUUGUCGUGGUGGACUUUCCUCCACGCCUGAACAUUGAUGUGCAGCUACAACAACUCUUCAGGGAAGAGUACCAUCGUGUGGCUGCACGUAUGGUGUGAAGCACUUCUCUGCUGUGGACUACUUUCCAACUGGCCACCUUGACUUGUGGAGCAGGGAUGGUGUACACUUGUCUGACACUGGGGGAAUGCCUAUCCUGGCGCAGUUGCUGUGGCAUGCUUCCUACAUGGCUCUUCAGCCACCAGCACCAAAGCCACAGGCGCCACCCAGGUCACACCAGACCAGCUCCCUGCCCAGAGUAGUCAUGAGAGGUCUGGUCACCCAACCCAGUCUUAUCAGCCAACCCCUUUGAAUGGACGGUUGUUAGCCGUGGG
Molecule: messenger RNA, 1135 nt
Organism: Amphiprion ocellaris (clown anemonefish)
Lineage: Eukaryota; Metazoa; Chordata; Actinopteri; Pomacentridae
Exons: 10
Coding region: 38-862 (274 amino acids)
Molecular function (GO): DNA binding
Source: RefSeq, a predicted model, not a curated record